Racocetra persica is the source of this 236-nucleotide messenger RNA. The record is from the annotation of a GenBank genome assembly. NCBI's taxonomy places the organism in Eukaryota, Fungi, Glomeromycota, Glomeromycetes, Diversisporales, Gigasporaceae.
UUAAUGCAGAAGAACAGCAUAUAACCUCAGGAUCGGUCAUCUAUAAAGCUAUAGAAGACAAUCUAUGGAUAGAAAAAGAUGAAUUGAAAGAUAUUAUAAAAAAGGUGGUAUCAUUCACUAAAAAGAGAAUUGUAUUGGAUGAUGUUUACGCAGACAGUGGUGCUACUGAGAAAGAGAGUAUAAUAGCUCAAGUUCUCUAUAGCCUACCAACAGGAUUUUUCCUCGACAGUGGGAGG